Messenger RNA from Gongylonema pulchrum, 489 nucleotides. The record is from the annotation of a GenBank genome assembly. NCBI's taxonomy places the organism in Eukaryota, Metazoa, Nematoda, Chromadorea, Rhabditida, Gongylonematidae.
AUGCGGCGUACAUGGAAAUUCGCGUACAAUCGCGCGAAGCAGCUGAAUGCUUAUUGUCGCGCUUAUCGUCGAAAACUGCUCUCUCAGCUAGAGGCCUCCGUAGUUCCCGCGAAAAAUCAGCGUACUAAAUAUGAGGAAAAGCAUGACGCGUCUUCUACUGCAAGUGUCUCCGGUCACAGUAUUGAUGACGAGUUUCCGGAAGAGACACGAACAACAACAAGUGUGUCCACCGAUCGACGUCCAUCCACUCUUGCUUCGAGAAAAGUGAAAAACUCCGAGGAUCUGAUUCUGAUGAAGCAGAUCGAGAGAGAUGCCAAUUACACCUAUCACGUGAGUUCCAAGGCUCAUCCUGACAUUGUUAUGGAUUUGCAACUGUUCCGAGAGACAGUGUUUCGUCGUAUUCUGGCUGAGAAAGAUGCGCAACGGUCGUGCAGCGAUACUGGCUUCCAGACAGACGAUGAAAGUUUCGAGACCAUCGACAUUCGUUAG